This is a messenger RNA of Pyrenophora tritici-repentis Pt-1C-BFP, 2664 nucleotides long. RefSeq names its product TRP domain containing protein. The record is from RefSeq and is a predicted model, not a curated record. Lineage: Eukaryota; Fungi; Ascomycota; Dothideomycetes; Pleosporales; Pleosporaceae. Gene Ontology annotation, biological process: transmembrane transport; fungal-type cell wall biogenesis. Gene Ontology annotation, cellular component: membrane.
AUGCUCGCUCCCUUUAUAUUAUUGGCCUCGGGCCCCCUGGCCGUUCUGGCCGGCGAUGUUCUCCAGACCAACGGCUUCAGCUCUUGCCUGAGCGGCCCCUCGGAUAUCACAGUAAACAGGCUCAACAUCAAGUUCGACCGUUCGAUCAAGAAAGUCACGUUUGAUGUCUCCGGCACAAACGAGAAGGAGCAAAAGGUCAUGGCCACGCUCACUGUAAACGCGUACGGCAGGGAGAUUUACACAAAGACCUUCAACCCUUGCGAAGGAGAAAACAAGGUCGACCAGCUAUGUCCAGUUCCUUCUGGUACUUUUGGUGCACAGGGCGAGCAGACUAUUCCCGAUAGCAUCAUGUCGCAAAUCCCCUCGAUUGCCUUCAGCAUACCCGACAUCGACAGUCAGGCCAAGAUGCAGCUGACGGCCAUAGAUGGAGGUGCCGAUCUUGCUUGUAUUACGUCACAGGUCAGCAACGGACAGUCGCUCUCCACCAGCGGUGUACACUAUGUCGCUGCUGGAAUUGCAGCUGGUGCUUUGAUAGUCACGGGUAUGGCUUCGUUCGCAUCUGCAGGACACGCGGGUGCGGCCCAGUCGAGCCCCACCUUUGCCGACGUCAUCUGUUGGUUCCAGUCAAUGGCCCUGAACGGCAUGAUGAGCGCCGAUGUUCCCAUGGUUUACCGGAGUUUUUCCCAGAACUUCGCUUUCAGUCAUGGCCUCAUCUAUUUGGAGGGUAUGCAGACAUCCAUCGACAGCUUCCGCGCAGCCACUGGUGGCAACCUCACUCAAAGCAGUGUUCAGUUCCUCAAGAAUGCUACCAUUGUCCACGUCAACCAGAACAUGACCACCACCACUAAGCGCAGUCUCGACUCUAUGCUAUGGAUCCGCGACGAACUCAAGACCGACCUCGACGGCAAUGGUACCACCGAUAAUUCUGGUGAUAACAAAAUAAUGGUCUACGCGAAAGACAUGCAGGGAUACAUCCAGGAGUACUCAAUUCCUGACCGCAACGCUUUCAUGACAGUUCUGCUCGUUUUCGCCAUCAUCAUCGCUGCCGUCACCGUCGGAAUUCUUUUGUUCAAGGUCAUCCUUGAAACCUGGGCACUGUUUGGUAGCUUCCCGAAGCGCUUGACCAGUUUCCGUAAGCGUUACUGGUGGACUCUGGCAAAGACCAUUACCAACUUGAUUCUCCUACUUUACGGCAUCUGGGUUCUCUACUGUGUCUACCAGUUCAAGAACGGAGACUCAUGGGCUGUCAAAGCCCUCGCUGGUGUUACUUUGGCUGCCUUUACUGGAGUCAUUGCCUUCUUCACCUGGAAGAUCUGGAGCAUUGCGAACAAGUUCAAGAAGAUGGAGGGAAAGCCUGAUAUCCUCUACGACGACAAGGAAGUCUGGCGCAAGUACAGCAUCUUCUACGAAAACUACAAGAAGAGCUACUGGUGGAUCUUUGUACCGACCAUCAUCUUCACCUUUGCUCGCGGUUGCGUCAUUGCAGGAGCUAACGGCCACGGUCUUGCCCAGGCCGCCGGUCAACUCAUUGUCGAAUCCCUCAUGCUCAUCAUGCUUUUGUGGGCUCGUCCAUACUCUCUCAAGUCUAGCACCUGGAUUAACAUCACCAUCUCGGUCAUUCGCGUGCUCUCGGUUGUCUGUAUCUUGGUUUUUGUCGAAGAGCUAGGCAUGAGUCAGACAACCAAGACCGUCACUGGUCUUGUCCUUGUCGUUGUGCAAGCUUCGCUGACCGGUAUCUUGGGUAUACUCAUUGCUGUCAACGCAAUCAUCAUCUGCUGCAAGGAGAACCCUCACCGCAAGAAGAGAAAGGAGGCUGAAAAAGCCCGUGACCUCGACAACCUCACUCCUCUCGACGCACGCAACUCCCUCCUCAUGGACCCUCAAGAGUACAAGAGUGCCUCCUUGCCUUCACCGUUUGGCCCUCGCACAGCCGGCUACGAUCGAGUUCCUCUUGCCGAACAAAAUACGGCAUACAACGGUCCUGGUGGUCGCAACUUUGGCGAUGAUCAGGGCCACUUAUUAGCCGAUGCGUCCACCUUUGGUCGCUCGAACCCGCACGAGCGAAGCAGAAGCCGUGACAGCAGUCCAGGCCCAUACCCAGCCGAUGUAGAAGUCGGUUACCACCAACCACCGGGAUACGUCUCCAACGCUCCAUGGCAACCUGCGCCACAGGGCGGAAACAGAUACUAGAGUGCAACUGACUCUCUCGUAAUCUGAGCGAAAACAUGAGCGAUUUGGCCUCUUCGGCAACCAAUAUCUCCUUUUCUUUUGAUUUGUCCUUGCUCCCUGCAUUGCACAAUGGUAAUGGUUACUGACAAACAGAGCGGUCAAAAUCCACCAGAAAGUCCUAUCAUCCAUCUCUCUCUCUGUCUCUCUCAUCUUGCAUGCGGUGUGUCGCGCCGCCCGAUUUACGAAUCUUUCUUUGUGUCACAUUCCAUUAAAGAAGAUCUGAUACAAGCUCUUGUAAUCUCAUGCUGAGUUAGGAAAGGGUCAAAAGCCUGGGGCUUUGUUGCCCACAUCCGCUCAAAAAACCCCACAUUUGUAUAUUCUUGCAUCCUUUUACAGGCGUAGUCGGUGACUGCGGACGGGGAAUGAGGGAUGGGAAAGUAGAUAAAUCAGAUGCGAUACCAAAUACCCAAUAUAUUUUAAUUUGAAGCUUUUGUA